AUGAAAUCACUAUCGGCAAAUGGUAGCCAAGUCUGCGGAUCUGGUGGCAAAUUGGCUGAUUUGGAAAAAGAACUUUCUGAACGUGAAAAAGAAGAAGCCAAGGCCAUGGCUAAAAUGAAGAGUGGCAAGGAAAACGUUGCAUCGGAGGAGAAGAAAAAGAAGCAACUGGAGAAGAGUAUAAAGGAUGACGAGGCAGCGCUGAAGGAGAAAGAGAAGGUGUUGAGUAAAGCAGAGGAUGUGUUCCUACGACUGAGACAAGCAGACGAGGAGGACAGCAAGGCUCUGGAGGCAGAUCAGCGCAAGUACCAGGUUGUCAGCUCUGGUCUGCUGUCAUCAGACGACGGACAAGACGCUACACUGCAGGACCAGCUGUUGAAUGCUAAACAGGAGGUUAGCCGGCUGCAGACAGAGUCGAUGCAAUGUAACAUGCAACUGGAACACAACAGAAAUGAGCUGAAAAUCAAACAGAAGGACUUGAAGCAAGGAGAGACAGACUAUGCCAGGGAUGAGAAACAGCUGCAAUCUAUGGACAAGGAACUGGAGUCCCUCAGGCGGUAUUUAGGCAAAGUAAAUUAUGAGGAAGGAAAACUAGAAGAUUUGGAAGACAGAAAACGUCAGCUAAAUACGGACAUAAGAAAGAUGAGAGAUAAAGUUGAACAGUUCCAAGCUAGGAACUCUUCUCUCAGAUCCAACUACAAGAACCCAAAGCCCAACUUUGACAGGUCGGCAGUCAAAGGUCUGGUUUGUCAGCUGUUUAAAGUCAAGGAUCCAAAGUUUGCCAUGGCUUUGGAGUCUGCUGCAGGAGGAAGGGUUCGUGCUGGAUCACUACAAGAGUUGGUGUACAAAAGUGGGCAAGCCGGAGUUACAAAAGCUUCCGUCACCAUCACAUUUGACAACCGAGACACUAGCAAGUCUCCUCUCGGAUAUGAGAAGUACGAUGAGAUCACUGUUACUAGACAGACGGUGGUCGACAGACAGAACAUUGAUGAUGUAUCGGUUCUUUCCUGCGUUCUUCUUCUGUUUGGUUUUCAGCUCAUUUCUGUUGUGUUCCAGUUGCAUGUUACAUUGCAUCGACUCUGUCUGCAGCCGGCUAACCUCCUGUUUAGCAUUCAUCAGCUGGUCCUGCAGUGUAGCGUCUUGUCCGUCGUCUGA
Messenger RNA from Macrosteles quadrilineatus (aster leafhopper), 1152 nucleotides. RefSeq names its product structural maintenance of chromosomes protein 2-like. Gene Ontology annotation, cellular component: chromosome. NCBI's taxonomy places the organism in Eukaryota, Metazoa, Arthropoda, Insecta, Hemiptera, Cicadellidae. Gene Ontology annotation, molecular function: protein binding; ATP binding. The transcript has a single exon. The coding region runs from base 1 to 1152 and encodes 383 amino acids. The record is from RefSeq and is a predicted model, not a curated record. Gene Ontology annotation, biological process: chromosome organization.